AUUCUGUCUUUAGGUGCUGGCUUUGACUCCUUAUACUUCCGUUUGAAGGACAUAGGUCUUCUGCAUCACACUGUGGUAUAUGAGGUGGAUUUCCCAAAUGUGGCAUGCCAAAAAGCUACUCUGAUCAAAAGAAUGAAAGAGUUGUCAGCACUGGUGGGAGAUAUUGGAGGGGAAGGAUUAGGAGCCAUUACCUUUUCUGGAGAGGAUUAUAAAUUACUGGGAGUGGAUUUAGCAGAGCUGUCUGAGCUGGAGCGAGCCCUGGAGGAAGCAGGACUGGACAACGAAAUCCCCACACUCUUCAUAGCAGAGGUGGUUCUCACCUACAUGGAAAAUAGCAGGUCAGAUGCCUUGAUUCAGUGGGCAGCAGAGCAUUUCUCUCAGGCAUGCUUUCUGCUGUAUGAGCAGAUGCACCCAGAGGACCCCUUUGGACAUGUCAUGCAGCAGCAUUUUAGCCAGUUGAACUCUGCGCUUCGUUCUUUGGCACAGUACCCUGAUUGUGAGGCACAGCAGAGGCGCUUUUUUGAAAAGGGCUGGACUGAGUGUAGUGUCAUGGAUAUGAAUAAGUUUUUCACCUAUUUUACUCCAGAAGAGGAGCAGCAAAGAGUGCAGGCUCUGGAGCCUUUUGAUGAAUUUGAGGAAUGGCAUCUGAAAUGUUCUCAUUACUUUGUCUUGACUGCAUCAAAGGGGAUGGAACCUUCCUGGACUCCAUUGUUAUCCAGUAUGACAGUUCCUCAUUGUGAUGGUCCUGUCAGAAUGGCUGGGAGUAUCACUGCAGCAGUGUGUGCAGUGCACUCUGAAAUUUCUGGCCUGAGACGUUACGGUCACCACUCAGUUCUUAUAAAACCCAAUGUGAUUCUCACCACUGGAGGCUUUGGGGAGGAGGAUGGACGUCACUGCCGUAUGAGAAAUUUUCAUGUGCUAAUUAAGCACGCAGGCUACUGGAAAGCUGACUGCGUGAAAAAGGAAGAUCCUGAUAAAAGAUGGG
Cariama cristata (Red-legged seriema) is the source of this 985-nucleotide messenger RNA. RefSeq names its product leucine carboxyl methyltransferase 2 (gene LCMT2). NCBI's taxonomy places the organism in Eukaryota, Metazoa, Chordata, Aves, Cariamiformes, Cariamidae. The transcript is spliced from 6 exons. Gene Ontology annotation, biological process: wybutosine biosynthetic process; tRNA methylation. The annotation marks the transcript as partial. The record is from RefSeq and is a predicted model, not a curated record. Gene Ontology annotation, molecular function: tRNA methyltransferase activity.